AAAAAUCGUAAUGACUGAAUGAGUUAUUCCUGUAUUAACAGCCAAAAUAUACGCUAAACAUGUCUUACAGAGAUUUAAGGAAUUUUACUGAGAUGAUGAGAGCACUAGGCUACAACAGACUUAUCUCCAUGGAGAACUUUCGCUCACCCAACUUCCCAUUGGUAGCAGAAAUCCUGGUUUGGCUCACACAUAGGUUUGAUCCUGAUGCAGAUAUUCAUACAGAAUAUCACAGCGAGGACGACAGGGUCAUGAUGGUUCGGUCUGUCGCAGAAUUCAUGGCCGUCAAUGCUGGGGUCAAGUUGAACACCAAGUGGCUCUACCAAGCAGACGGCUAUGCAGUCAAGGAGCUCUUAAAAGUUGCGGGACUGCUUUACGAUGCUUUGAAGGUUGACAGGUCUCCCAAUGAACAGCAUAGUCUGAUCACAUCCUCAAUGAUAGAUCUAUCCUCACGACUUUCAGACUUAAAGUUAACGCGAGAGCUGGCGUCCAGGAUCACAGCAAAAGGAGCGUCCCUAUACCAACUACUGGGGAAAGAAGUUCAGUUGAGGGAAGAGCGGUUGGCAAGCGUGAGUUCUCAGUUGGAGCUGUCAGUCGUAGAGGAGGGCCUCAAAGAAGCAAUCACUACCAGCAAAAACAGUGUUACCACCACUCAAGCUGCCAUAGAAAAUGUUGCCGCAACAGAAACGAGUCUUGACGCCAAAAUUGAAAAAAGGAAACAAGAUCUUGAGCGCAACAACAAACGAUUGCAAACACUCAAAAAAGUCAGACCAGCUUUCCUAGAGGAGUUUGAACGUCUAGAGGUGGAAUUGCGUCGUCUGUACCAAGACUACCUUACCAGGUUUCGCUGUGUUGCAUUCCUCGAGCAGCAACUAGAAGAUGCUGAGCUAGCGGAGCAGGAUCGUUUGGAACUGAGACAGGCGGCAACGAGAAAGAUGUUGGAGAAAAUGCGGCAGGAAGAAGCUUUAAAACUGCUGGAUGAUGAUUUGAUGGACCCAAGCUCAAUUGCACCAACUGAGCCUUUGGAACCAACCAAAGCAGUCCAGUCUCAAGGAUCCAAAAUAACUAGAGUCAGGACCUCAACGGGUGCUGCCGGCAGUAGAGUGUAUGGUGGCAUGAACGUAGGCGAAGACGAGAGUUUGGACAGUGAUAGCGAUCUGUUGUUGGAUGAUGACAACGAAUCAGCUUCCGAUGACGAUUUGGAGCUUCUAGACCCAUCGGGAAACCUGACGGACCACUCGGACGAUGACUUCUAAUUGGGUAGACCCAUAGUAGUUUAAGUUAUAGAAAUAGAGAAUAAACAU
Messenger RNA from Macrosteles quadrilineatus (aster leafhopper), 1301 nucleotides. Its product is annotated as clusterin-associated protein 1 homolog. The transcript has 9 exons. The record is from RefSeq and is a predicted model, not a curated record. Gene Ontology annotation, cellular component: intraciliary transport particle B; cilium; centrosome. Gene Ontology annotation, biological process: cilium assembly. The coding region runs from base 60 to 1253 and encodes 397 amino acids. NCBI's taxonomy places the organism in Eukaryota, Metazoa, Arthropoda, Insecta, Hemiptera, Cicadellidae.